AUGGCGGGCAACUCGACGGCCGCGGACAUCGACCCCAACGCCAGCAAUGUCCACCUCGUCUACAUUCCGGCCGGCGUCUUCGUCGUCAUCUGCCCUCUCCUCAUGGCGCUGCGCAUCUGGGCUCGCCUGAGGAAGGGAGGCAGCAUGGGCGCCGACGACUGGACGGCGAUAGCGGCUCUCAUAUUCACGCUCCUGACAAGCGGUUUCCUCGUGGCCUCUUGUCAGUAUGGCAUGGGAAAGCACUGGGCCACAGUUGUCGGCCACAACAGGUUUGAAACCAUGAAGUACUUCUUCAUGGCCCAAAUCACGUACAAGGUCUCCAUCAACCUCGUCAAGUGCUGCAUCCUCCUCCUCUAUCUUCGCCUCUUCCGCAUCGUCCGAUGGUUCCGCUGGGCCUGCUGGGCCAUCCUCGCCGCCGCCAUCAUGUACUGCAUCGCGUCCGUCGCCGUCACCAUCUUCCAGUGCCGGCCCCUGAUCCGCGCCUUCGACAAGACCGUCCCCGGCAGCUGCAUCGACACGGCCAAGUUCUGGUACGCCAACGCCGGCUUCUCCAUCGCUACGGACGUCAUCAUCCUGCUGCUGCCUAUGCCGCUCGUGUGGAAGCUCGAGGUGCCCAUCGCGCAAAAGGUCGCCCUCAUGGCAGUCUUCGCCAUCGGUGUCUUCGUCGUCAUCACCUCGUGCCUGCGCGUCACGACGCUCGAUAUCCUCGCCACGACGCCCGACCAGACGUACGACAUCGCAAACGUCAUGUGGACCAUCGUCGAGCCCAACGUCGCCGUCGUGUGCGCCUGCCUACCGAUCCUUCGCCCCUUUAUCGUCAAGAUCUUCCCCAUGCUCCGCAGCAAGGGAUACUCGGGCGCCUACGGCACGCCGGGCUACGGCACUGGCAAGUCCCGCGUCACGACCGGCAGCCAGGCGAGGGGCGGCGGCCGCGACUGGGUCGAGCUCGGCGGCGUCAAGUCCCAGGGCGUGCACCUCGCCUCGAUCCACCGCCCGAGUUCCAACACGGGCAGCGAGGAGAGCAUCCUGGCGGGAACGCAACCAACCAAGGGCCCAGCUGCAGGCGGCCCUGGCAUCCAAAAGACGGUGGAGUACAGCAUUCAGUAUUCAAAACAGUAG
This is a messenger RNA of Purpureocillium lilacinum, 1119 nucleotides long. RefSeq lists its product as uncharacterized. NCBI's taxonomy places the organism in Eukaryota, Fungi, Ascomycota, Sordariomycetes, Hypocreales, Ophiocordycipitaceae. The record is from RefSeq and is a predicted model, not a curated record.